UGGUGAAACCGGGAAACAACACACGUGCUUGAGAGCGGCCAUCAAACAACUGUCAGACUUAGUAAGUCGUGCAACAGCAAGUGGAAUCGGUUUAGUGAAAUGGAAAAUUCGCCACUAGAAUCUGUGAGGUCGUCGGAUGCUACAAUCAAUAAAAAGGCCAAAUGGAAAAAUCGUCAGAGGGUCCUUGUGUUUGCCGCUCGUGGAAUAAACCACAGAGAUCGGCACUUGAUGCGAGAUUUGAAAACGCUAAUGCCCCACCACCGGUCAGAGUCUAAAAUGGAACGCACAAAGACAUUAUCCGUUGUAAAUGAAAUGUGUGAAAUGAAACACUGCAACAAAGCACUCCUAUUCGAGGGAAGACGGAAGAAAGACUUAUACAUGUGGGCCGCAUGCGCUCCAAGUGGACCGUCCGUAAAAUUCCUCGUAGAAAAUGCUCACACCAUGGGCGAAUUAAAAAUGGCCGGAAAUUGUCUGCGCGGAUCGCGACCAUUACUGUCAUUCGAUAUGCAGUUCAAGAAAAUCCCACAUCUCAAUCUAAUCAAAGAAAUUCUCACACAAACUCUGGGAGUUCCAAAUCAUCAUCCCAAGAGUCAGCCAUUCUUUGACCAUGUCUACACCUUCACUUACCUGGACGACCGCAUAUGGUUUAGGAAUUUCCAGAUCUUAUCUGAGGAUGGUGGUUUAUCGGAGAUCGGCCCACGUUUUGUUCUCAAUCCUAUCAAAAUAUUUGAGGAAUCAUUUACUGGAAAGUGUCUGUGGCAAAAUUCCUCAUACGUUAGUCCGACCCGACAGAGACAAGAAAUCAAGAAAGCCAUGAAAGACCGUUAUGUGAACAGGAUGGAACAGAAGGUGUUGAAGGAAAGUAAUCCCGUUAAGAAUGCAUACAAAUUCAACGAGAACGAUGAUAUCUUUGAGACUUCGGAUGCCAUUAAGAAAGCGAAAGAAUAUGCAGAUAAUAGUAUCAGCAAGCAAGAUAAACAGAGGAAAGAACGGAAAAAUCAGAUGAAACAGAAACUAAAGAAGAAGAAAGCGAAAUGAAUAAUUGGAAUUGGCUCCGAAGUGGCAUUACCUUUUAUUGUAAAAUAAGAUUCAGUAUCGCUUUGUAAAAAUAAUGUUUCUUGGAAAUAUUUUUUCCAAUUUUAACUUUGUUAAUUAAAAUACCUACAUGGAAAAAUA
Messenger RNA from Hermetia illucens (black soldier fly), 1176 nucleotides. RefSeq names its product ribosome biogenesis protein BRX1 homolog. Gene Ontology annotation, cellular component: nucleolus. The record is from RefSeq and is a predicted model, not a curated record. The coding region runs from base 100 to 1038 and encodes 312 amino acids. Lineage: Eukaryota; Metazoa; Arthropoda; Insecta; Diptera; Stratiomyidae. Gene Ontology annotation, biological process: ribosomal large subunit assembly; rRNA processing. The transcript has 3 exons. Gene Ontology annotation, molecular function: rRNA binding.